Nasonia vitripennis (jewel wasp) is the source of this 2723-nucleotide messenger RNA. RefSeq names its product activating signal cointegrator 1 complex subunit 2. Gene Ontology annotation, molecular function: ubiquitin binding. NCBI's taxonomy places the organism in Eukaryota, Metazoa, Arthropoda, Insecta, Hymenoptera, Pteromalidae. The transcript is spliced from 15 exons. Gene Ontology annotation, biological process: regulation of DNA-templated transcription. The coding region runs from base 361 to 2634 and encodes 757 amino acids. The record is from RefSeq and is a predicted model, not a curated record.
AGUCUUAUUAUAUAUAUAUAUAUAUAUAUAUAUAUAUAUAUAUAUACAGUGUUGACUACGGCAUAUAUAUUCGUCCCUAUAUACUACCAACUCUACUACAUAUCACAUAGGUUAUGUUUAACUUUAAAUCUUUGUAAUUCUUCCGCGAAAGUGUAUCUUAUUACCAUAAUUGCAAAGACAGUUGAAAAUUCAACAAAUCAACGUACUCAACUGACUAUAUAUUAAACACGCAAAUGUAAAUGUAUACCUUCUUCGGUUUCUGGAAAAAAUUCGUGGUGAAACAUAUUUACUUGACUUAUUUAGCAAAUGUAUUUUUCGUUCGAAUGUAUAUUUUGACAAUUCCAAAAUAUUCCUAAUAUCAUGAAUGAAUUUUCUACUGACGGAGACACUAUUUUCCAGAACCCAGACUUAAAACCAUUAGAAGAUGUUAAACUAACAAUAAAAAACAGUGGAAUUGCACAAACUGUUCCUGCAUUGGAUGAACACUGGGUAGAAAAAAAAUAUUUUUUAAAUUAUGAACCAAUUGUUUUAUUUGAUGAAGAAGGUAGAAGUAUUAUUGGAGCUAAGGAACGGUGGCUAGAAGUUGUAUCUUAUAUUUUAAAUGAUUUAGAUUGGUUAUUGCGCUUGCCUUUCUACAAAUUUUGGUCUAAUAUUGUUUAUAAUUCAAGAAUAAUGGAUUCAAUCACCAUAUUCUUACAAGAAGCACCAACUUAUUAUGCACUAGAAAACUUUCCUAACGAUAACGACCUAAAAGAACAUUUAGAUAGGUUGCGAUAUGUUGUCUUACUUAUUUUAGCUAGGUUAAUAACCAAUAAAGAAAGCCCUGCAGAAUAUAUGAGUCUGUCUGAACAUGCACAUUUACUGUUUCAAAAAAACAUAUUUACUGUGCCAAUUUUUAUGGACAUAUGUCAACAGUAUGGACGUAAUAAUAGGAAAAUUGUAAAUAAAAUUGUAAAUUCUGCGUUUGCAUUAGAGCCUUUAUACAAUGAAGAUCUUAGAGAAGCUGUUCAAUUUAUAAUUAAGGCUUUGAGAGAUAUUGAAAGGAGAUUUGAAGACUGCCCUAUAGAUCAAGAGGGAAAAGCUGUACUAUUAUCAGAAAGAGGAGGCGCGAAUGUUGAAAUAAAUUUAUCUACCUUAGAAGAUUUGAUACUGUAUCUCCUUGACACAGUUUCUACAAUUAAUAUAUUCAUAAAUAUAUAUCUUGCAUCUAUAAAUACUUUUAAGAUAGAAUGUUUCAUAACAAAAAUAAUAUCAGUGUAUGCUAAUACAAUACCAGAAAUGUACAAAAGGCUAGAUGAUUUAGCAUUUAAGGAUGAAACUAUAGCAAAAUAUAUGGAAUUAAAACAUCGACUUGAUGUUGCAAGAGUAGAAAUUUUGAAUAUUUACAGAAUGCUUGUUUACACAGAUGUCAAAAAUACUGUUGAAAAUAAGAAUGUUAUUUUAAAUUCAGAAACGGAAGAAAUUAUAGAAGAUUUUUUUAAUAAUCUGACACAUGCAUUAUCCGAAAAAGAAUUUGCCAUCGACUAUCAUAAUGUGUAUCCGAUCACCGAUGAUGUUCAGCAAUUAAUAGAUUCAUACAAAAACAUAGAUACAAUGAAAUGUGAAUUUAUUUUAAAUUCUAUUUUUACGUAUUUAGAUGAACCAGAUUUUUCUGUGGCAUCUACUUCAUUUAAAAGUAUUCCUAAAUCUUUGGCUGGACCUAGCAAUAGCAAAAAAAACAGGAAUUCCGAAGAAGUGGAUAAGAAUGAAGUUGCUGGAUCAUCUAAAGAAAUUACUAGGACUAAAUCUGAUGUUGUCUCUAUAAUUUCAGAAAUAAAAGACAUUCUUUGUGACCUUGGUGAAGGAUUUUUGGAGAUGUGUCUUAAGCAUUAUAAUUACAAUAAAGAAGCUGUUAUUAAUGCUGUAUUAGAAGACUCAUUACCAAUUGAACUAAAAAGUUUGGAUCGUAAUCUUCCAUUUAUUCCACCAGAUCCAGAAGAAGCAUCUGCUACUAUCGAUAAUGCGCUCGGAAUGCAGAGGUUAAAUAUAUAUGAUAAUGAUGAAUUUGACAUCAUGACUAAGGAUAAUAUAGAUACUUCUAAAAUACAUAAAGGCAAAAGAAAAGACAAAUACAAGAACUUUAAUGAACUUUUGAAUGAUAAAUCUUACAUUGCGCAAACGAAAGAUAUUUAUAACAAAUAUACAAUUGUAACCAAUGAGUAUGAUGAUGAAUAUGAUGACACCUAUGAUGACCAAGAUAUAGGGUCUAGUGCUCAGGAUGAUAUUGUAGAAGUAGAUGCACGACCUUUUACAAUACCUAGGGUACUUCGUCGACAAGUCAAUAACGACUUUGAAGAUACUGAAGAAAAUAAUGAUUUUAAUCAUGUAUCGGAAACACAAGUAAAUAAAGAUAACUUUGUUCAGGAUCCAGCUCUAUUAAGAGCAAAAGCCGAGGAAAGACGACUUUUGAAGCAAGGUUUUAGAACAAAUAAUUCUCCUACUAAAAAUGUAGUUGGGAAUCCAAAAGGUCAAGGACAAACGAAAGAAGUUCUGGAUAGCCGCAAUAAAAAAGGCAAGAGUAAAGCAACAAGAGCUAAUCAUAAUCGUCGUGCUGGGUCGCAGUGGAAACGCAGUCACGGAAUGGUUCCGUCGUAAAUACUUAUUUAUAAUUUAAUUAAAAGAAAUAACUUAGGCUACUGUAUUUUACACUUGUCAUAAAUAAAAUGGAAAAUUUCCAUGUUGAA